Messenger RNA from Leptopilina boulardi, 6244 nucleotides. It is a transcript of the gene gpp, whose product is annotated as histone-lysine N-methyltransferase, H3 lysine-79 specific-like. Lineage: Eukaryota; Metazoa; Arthropoda; Insecta; Hymenoptera; Figitidae. Bases 1049 to 5206 code for a protein of 1385 amino acids. Gene Ontology annotation, cellular component: nucleus. The record is from RefSeq and is a predicted model, not a curated record. The transcript has 11 exons. Gene Ontology annotation, biological process: regulation of transcription regulatory region DNA binding; DNA damage checkpoint signaling; DNA repair. Gene Ontology annotation, molecular function: histone H3K79 methyltransferase activity.
UUAUUUUAACAAUAAUCAUUUCAGUCAACAAACGACAAUCAUUAUAAAUAAUAAUUUUUUUUUCUUAUUGAAAGACUAUAUAAGGAAUUUUUCAAUCUAAACGGAAAAUUAAAUAAAAUUAUAUUCAAUCAAAAUGAUAAUUGUAUUUGCAAAAAUUAAGUAAAAAAAAAAAACAAAGUGCCGUGAAUUAAAUCCUUGUGAAAAUGACAAUAUUUCUAUAUGAAAUAAAAAUAAAUAAAGGACAUUUCUAAUUGACUUUUAUGAAUGGUUUCACCAUUGUUUAUAAGUUGUCAAGGAGCGGGAGACACACUCUAUUUCAGGAACCACGAGGAAGUGUAUAGCUUGCUACGUGCAAAACACAAGAGGUCAAAUAUCGAAGGUCAACAUUCAGGAACGUACACCAAAAUCAAGUUAACAAGAAAAUUGAUUAAAAUCGAAAAAGUGUUAAAAAAUUUCAGUAUAAUUACAAAUUUUCAAGUGACAUUUUUUAUUUAAUUCUUUAUUUUUCUGGAUUGUGUAUAUUUUUCUAGUGUGUGUGUGUGUUAUUUUUUUUUUUUUUUUUUUGCAAAGAACGUGUUUCGCCUUAAAGUUCAAUGGAAGCGCUUGCGCAGAUAUCGCGAGAGGCGCACACAGUGAGGAAUGACGCCAUGUUUUGAUGUCGUCAUCCCCCCCCAAAAAAGUGUUCAACUUGUUCCGCAAUUUUCUGUUGUGCACCCGUGAUUCUCUCUUCUUGUGGGGGUGGUGGGUUUUUGGCAAACCCUCCUCAGCCCGAUAAGAACAAGUGUAAAUUGUGUUUCACCAGGAAGGUGUUUAAAAAAAAAAAAAUUAAAAAAAAAAAAUAGAAACGUCCGUCAAGGACGAUAAUUCACGGCGUUUGGAUGUGCGGGAAGAAAGUGGCUCGGGCUGAGCGGGGGGGGUCAACGAGCGUCGUCUACGUGGUGAUAGUGUCCUAGUGCAAUACACUAACGCCAACAACGGUAUUCUGUGUGAUUACGUCACGUGCCGAGGUUUUAUUUUCAAAUACGACCUGGGUAGUUGAAAAAAAAGCAUGGAAUUACGACUACAUUCCCCGGCCGGAGCUGAGCCUAUCGUUUAUCAGUGGCCCCUCACCUCGGGUUCAGGAUCCGAUCGCCACGAUGGUGCUUUGGACGUGGUUGAGACGAUGCGAUGGGUUUGCGAAGACUUACCUGACUUAAAACUGCCGUUAGAAAAUAAUAUUCUUUGCAAUUAUGACACUCGCGAUUUUGAGAGUAUGAAAAGCUUGUGUGAUAGAUUUAAUAGGGCUAUUGACAGUUUAGUUCAAUUGGAAAAAGGUACGAGUUUACCGUCACAGCGAUUAAAUAAAAGGCCCAGUAGAAGUCUACUUCGUCAUAUUCUUCAGCAAACGUACAAUCAAGCUGUUGUCGAACCAGAUAAAUUAAAUAAUUAUGAGCCAUUUUCACCCGAGGUUUAUGGAGAAACAAGUUACGAGCUCGUUUGCCAAAUGAUAGAUCAAAUUGAUGUUACUGAAGACGAUGUUUUCGUUGAUCUCGGCUCUGGAGUUGGACAAGUUGUCCUUCAAAUGGCUGCGGCUACAUUUUGUAAAAUAUGUAUUGGCGUCGAGAGGGCAGACGUGCCUUCAAAAUAUGCUCAGAGCAUGGAAAUAAAUUUUCGAAAAUGGCUCAAUUGGUAUGGUAAACGUUGCGGAGAAUAUCGUAUAGUGAAAGGUGACUUUUUAGCUGACGAACAUCGAGAGAGUAUUACGGGAGCCACAAUUGUAUUUGUAAAUAAUUUUGCAUUCGGCCCAAAUGUUGAUCAUCAAUUAAAAGAAAGAUUUGCCGAUUUACGCGAUGGUGCACGCAUUGUUUCGUCGAAAUCAUUCUGUCCUUUAAAUUUCAGGAUAACUGACAGAAAUCUCAGCGACAUUGGAACGAUAAUGCACGUAUCUGAAAUGUCACCGUUGAAGGGAUCAGUAUCGUGGACGGGUAAACCAGUGUCUUAUUAUCUUCACGUGAUUGAUCGGACAAAACUCGAGCGCUAUUUUCAUCGUUUAAAAAAUAAACAAGGUGCACCUGAUAUUGAAAAUAAUGAUUCUGUGAUAAGUAACACUGCCAGCCAUAGUAAUAGAAUGUCAAGUAGAAAUGAACGUGGUGAACGCGCCAAGAGAGAUCUCUCAAGACAAUUGGAUAGUCCAAAUAAUUCCGAAGCACAUAAUACGAAUAGUGAUUCGGAUUUAGAUGAACCAUCAAUGAAAACACGUCGUCAACCAAAUAAAAUGCGUAGAAAAUUAAAUCGAAAAGCGAGCAAUGGAAUAACAAGACAACCAGCACGUGGUGGUCGUCAAAGAGGACGUGGUGUUAAAAAAACAAAACCGAAAAAAGCAAUAAAUAUCUCAGGACUUGAUCUUCUUCAUAGUCAAACAUUACUCAGUACAUCGCCUCAGGCGCUUGGUAAAAAACCACCACCAGCUCCUGGUUGCGUUGAUCAACAAUUAUCAUCACUAUCGCUUUCACUUCAACAAAAUACAAAUAAUGUUCAUGAGGAGCUUAGUAUUCCCGCUGCACCGGCAGCAACUCCUUAUGCAUUACAAAUUCUUCUCGAUCUCUACAGGGACCAAUUUAUGGAAAUGUUGGAUUCAAUGAAAACGCCCACUUAUCGUGCAUCGGUGAACGCUGAUAUUGCUAAAGAACGUGAACGAAAUUCAAAAUUACAAUCAAGAGCCGCUCAACUUGAGAAACAAAUUAAAGUUUUAAUUGAUGACAGUGUGGCAUUAUUAAAAGCACGUAUGACUGAAUUGGGAAUUAAUGCAACAUCGCCUGGUGAUUUAUUGGCAAAGGCCAAAGAAAUUGUCCUUAGACAUAAACAAUUGCAAAAUAAAGCCAGUAAAUUACAGGCACAAGUAUCAAAUAUUGAAACAGAACAGGCAAAAGUAACUGCUCAACGUUAUCAUGAAAUGCAAGAGAAAUUUAAUACAGGUUCAAAUAAUCUUCCCACACCACCACAACCAUUAACUCAGGACUAUAUACUUAAAGAAAUUUGUACCACAAUGUCACAAAGAAAGAGACUUCAUUCACAGGUAUCAAAACUGGAACAAGAGUUAAAUGUACUUGAACGAACGAGUUCGGAAAAACAAUCGGCAAAUUUGGCGCAACAACAGAGAGAGGCAUUGAACGCAAAACAUUUGAGUCAACAUCAUCAUAAUCAACAACAGCAACAUCAUCAACAGCAUCAGCAGCUACAACAACAACAACAACAACAACAGCAAAGUAAAAAUCCCCCAUCGAGAAAAAGUCGUGAAAGUCGAUCAAGAUCGCAAGAUUGGCCCGACGUUCCUGAUAUUGGGAAAAUUCAAGAAAAUAAUCCGGAAAUUUUGGCACAAAAAAUACUUGAAACUGGACGACAAAUUGAAGCUGGUAGAAUACCAAGUAAAUCGAGUGUUAAUCCUGUUAAUAAUAAUAAUAAUAAUAAUAAUAACGGUAGUAGUAGUAGUAGUAGUGGUGGUAAUAAUAAUAUUAGCAAUAAUAAUAAUAAUAAUAAUACGAGAACAAGAUUACCGCAAGCUACAUUGAGUUUUUCUACACCUUCAACGCAAGUUCAAUCACAAUGUAAAGAAUCAAGAAUUCAAGAACCGCCAAGAGUUGCUAAUUUCGAGGAUCGAUUAAAGAGUAUUAUUACCAGUGUUCUUAAUGAGGAUCAACAAAAUCGUAAUAAACAACAGCAACAAAUUCAAAUGCAACAAAUGCAACAAAAUGAACCCGAUAGAAAACGAAUGGCUCUACCUGCGAAUGUCACAGCUCCCGAUUACACACAGGUAUCGCCAGCGAAAUUGGCGCUUCGUCGUCAUUUGUCACAGGAACGUUUAACGUCGUCGCAUAUUCCAACAACGGAAAGAACAACAACACAUGACACGCGACAAUCAAAUCAUGAAAAUCGAAUAAUAUCAGGUACAAGUGGUUUAUUGGGAACGAGGACAAUUGGCGAUUUAGUUAGCGGUGAAAUUGAAAGAACAUUGGAAAUAUCAAAUCAAGCGAUUAUAAAUGCAGCGGUUGAUAUGAGUGUUUUAAUGCGGCCCGAAACUGUUUAUUCGCCAAUAAGUCGACCAGCGAGCGCAGAAGGUGACACUGGUUUAGCGACAUUGGCGCAUGUUGCAAGUUAUGCUCCAACAUCGACAUCAGUUUCAACGCCAACGCCAACAACAUCGCGAUCUUCCGUUUUGUUUACGCCCUCGAGUCAACCGCAAAGGUAUACACCGGUACAACUUCCACGAGCUGACAUGAAGCCUUAUCAUGAAUCAUACUUUUCUGAUAAUCCAACACCACCAUUGACACAAUCUCACAAUAAUUCGUCUCAUCAUUCAAAUCAAUCGUCAUCAAAUCGUGAUGGAUUACCCGUUGAGGGUCUCGCUGCAUCCUUACACGCGAGAAUAAUUAACAAUCAAAAUAGUAAUAUAAAAAGUGACCAAAGUUCCACGAAUAAUAGUCGAAGGUAUCAUCCGUAUUCGAGUUAUUCGAACAGUAAUGUUCCAACGACAUCUCAAUCACAAUCACAAUCAUCAUCAACAGGAAUAAAAACGGAAUCUGUGGUUUCAUCAGUCAGCACAAGCGGAGCACCGUUGAGUCCACUUGUUGAACCACAUUCAAAUACCUCAACACCUUUAGUUGAUGAACCACAUAUGAGCCAACGACAACGUAACGGAACCGGUGAUGACGAUGGAGAGACAGAUUGGCAGGACAGAAUAAGUUCAGGAUUCGAUCGUUUGGUUGCAUUUGCAUCGACGGAAUUGGAUAAAAGACGAAGAUCAACGGAAGGUGUUAAUACAAGUCCCGAUAGUGGAUUAGGUUCAGAUAGUGUUGUUUUGGGACCACCGCCUAUUGUACCAUCGCCAGAUGAAGCGCUUGGUCCACCACGAACACCAUCGCCACAUAGUCCACAACGUUUAAAUUCAAAUGUUAAUGGUGGUGUUACAUUAAAUGGACCAACAUCAGUGCCAUUGAAAUAUCAACGACAACAACAACAACAACAACAACAAUCAGAUUCCGAGAGACAUCAUUUUAAAAAGAAAUUUUUUCAUCGCGAUUGGCAUAAUUCAGCGAGUAGCAGCAGCAGCAGUACAAGUAGUACAAGCAGUAAUACUAAUAAUAAUAAUACAAGUAAAUUUCGUCCCAAAGGCAAAGAUUGGGAUUGGAAUCACACGGGUCAAUGGCCUCCGAAUGAUGAACAACUAUAACCAAUAAUAAAUCGACGACCAUAAAUUUUCGAUAUAGGGUUUGAGAAUUCUUUUUCUUUUUUUAACCUUUUAGGUCAUCUUAUGUUUUUUGUAAAUGUUACUUUCUUUUAAUGACACUAUUUUUAUUAAUUUAGAUUGACUCAAGUGAAAAUUUGACAAUUCGAUUUUUUUUUAUUAUUAUUAUAUAUUAAGUUUAAUAUUUAUUGAAAAUGUUGAUGUUGAAUUUAGUUCCUUUUUUUCUGAGGCAGGUACUUAUAUAUUUUUUUUUUUAGUUUUUUUUUAAGUAGUUAUAGAAGUUUCUAUUUUCCAAGUUAAGAAAAGUAAGGAAUAAAAAGAAUUUUUUAUACUGUUCUUUUAUUUCGUAGUCUUUCAAUUGAGUUUUUUUUAACUGUUAGAUUUUUUAAGGGAGGUUUUUUUUUAUUGAAAGAAUUAUCUUUCUCUUGUGUAUAUAUAUUUUUUUUUCUGCACGUGAAAUAUAUAUUAAUAUAUAUAUAUUAAUUUAUCGUUGAUAUAAUCGAAUAAUUGGAAAUGUACAUAAAAUGUUAAUUUCCUGUAAUAUUGUAAGAACUUGAUACUCUGUUUUAAUAAAAAUAAAAUGACUUGUGAAAGUAAGAAACAUUUAUAUAAAUAUAUGAAUAUAAGAUGACAAAAUGCCUCAAAAAAUUGUUUUUGAUACUUUGUUUUUUUUUUUUAUUUAUUAUUUUCAUUUAGCUGAAUUUGUGAAAAAAAAACUUGAUGUUCAUUUUUCGAACCCUAAUCGAGUAUUUUUUUUUUUAUUUUUAAUUUCCAAAAAAAAAAAUAAAAUUUAAUUUAAACGCCGUGAUUAAAUCUAUCCUGUAUACUUGUAAUAUAUUAUUAAUAGUGUUCUUUGAUUUAAGCACGGCUUUAGAUUAAAUAAAUAAAAAAAAUGAAAAAAAAGUGAAACUGUAUCUUGACGUGCACCGUAUAGUUCAAAUUUCUUGAAUUUUUCUAUGCAAAACAAAAAACCACUUUUUUAAUCCAAUUCAUACACAAAAGUAGAGAAUAUUAAAAAAACAA